AUGAAGGCGAUCAAAUCCUGCCCUACUUUGCUAGUUUUAUUAUUUGUUUCAUUGUUACGUUAUGUAACUGCAGUUGCGAUAUAUGAAACAACUGUCUAUUUAACUUUAGAAUGGCCUGAUGAAACUACUUCUACCAAAAAGCCUGCCACUACUAAAGCUCUUCCUUCCCCAAAAAAGACUAUAAGAGGUAAGAACAAGAUCCAGAAGAGAGCGGGUGUUGAAGAAAAUGGAAAUGGUGCGUUCGUUAUGUACACUGACAUGCCAGACUCUGCAGCAGACAGAGCAGACAGAGCAGCAGAUGCUAGAGCCACUAUUCUUACCGAGUCUACUUAUUCCAUUGAAAUUAAUACUAUUACUAAGAGUGAUGGUACCCUAGAUGUUGAAACGACUUAUCACGUUUAUUCAAGAGCUCCAUUUACAAGCACCAGAACAUCUAAAGUUUUAGGAAGUGCUGAUUCAACUACUACCUUAGAAACCAUUAUUACUACUUAUGUUGGUACCAACAAGGGUGUUACGACCGAAACUAUUUAUGUAGUUGGUACUCCUCGUCAUGCUUUAACUUCCGUGUCUUAUACUCAUUGGACAGGUACUUACGAAUCGACAAUCAACACUAUCAUUUCUACAAUCACAGAUCAAGAUAACGAAGAAACCACUCAGACCUUAUACAUUGUAGAAACUCCACAAUCAACAACAACUACUACCCCUAUUGAAAUUACAACCACUAGUACUACCCCUGUUGAAAUCACAACCACUAGUACUACCCCUGUUGAAAUCACAACUACUAGUACUACCCCUGUUGAAAUCACAACCACUAGUACUACCCCUGUUGAAAUCACAACCACUAGUACUACCCCUGUUGAAAUCACAACCACUAGUACUACUCCAAACCCAACUACUACUACAACUAGCAGUGUUCCUAUUACUACCUCAAGCAGCUCUGACAUCACUUCUAUGUCAACUAUACAAUCUGCUCAAUCCAGUUUCUUUUGA
Messenger RNA from Vanderwaltozyma polyspora DSM 70294, 990 nucleotides. RefSeq lists its product as uncharacterized. Bases 1 to 990 code for a protein of 329 amino acids. Lineage: Eukaryota; Fungi; Ascomycota; Saccharomycetes; Saccharomycetales; Saccharomycetaceae. Gene Ontology annotation, biological process: flocculation. The transcript has a single exon. The record is from RefSeq and is a predicted model, not a curated record.